Molecule: messenger RNA, 1596 nt
Organism: Penicillium olsonii
Lineage: Eukaryota; Fungi; Ascomycota; Eurotiomycetes; Eurotiales; Aspergillaceae
Source: the annotation of a GenBank genome assembly
AUGCCAGCCACAAAAGAACACAUCAACGAAGUCCUCGACUCCAUCGCCCGCCGCAACAGAGGCCCAGGAGGCGCAAUAGCCGUCCUAAAAGACGGCGAACUCCUCGCCCAACGCGUCUGGGGUUUCGCAGACCUAUCCCAACGCAUCCCACUAAGCCCACGAACCCAACUCCCCAUCUGCUCCAUAACCAAGCAAUUCAUCUGCGCCCUGAUCCUCGAUCUAGAGCGUACCCCACUACCAGGACCUUCCAUCCGCUCUCAGCUCUCAGCCCAGUUAUCCGAGAUACUCCCCGAGCUCUCGGAUGAAAUAACCAUCGACCACCUCUGCCAUAUGCAAUCCGGUCUACGUGAUUAUUGGGCUAUGACUACGCUACUGGGCGCGAAGCCGGAUGACGAAUUCCUGAUUGAACGGGAUGGUCCUGGUAUGACUGUACGGGCGAAAUCGGUGCAUUUCAAACCUGGGUCUGAGUUCUCGUACUGUAAUUUGAACUUUUAUAUUCUUGGCCGGGCACUGGAGCGUGUUACGGGUAAGUCGCUUGAUGAGUUGUUGCAGGAGCGGAUACUCCGCCCGGCUGGUAUGGAGACUGCGUUCUUGUGUCCGAAUACGGCAGAACAUCCUGCGCCGUGUGUGGGGUAUGAAGGGGAUGAGAGGGGUGGAUUCAUGCCGGCUGUGAAUCGGAUGGAAUGGGCUGGUGAUGCGGGGUUGGUGGCUUCGUUGGCGGAUAUGAUUGCGUACGAAAAGUAUUUGGAUCGGUGCUAUGCGGAUUCAGAGAGCUGGUACCGGGAGGCGAUUGAGGGGCCGGUGUUUGGGGAUGGUACGCCUGCGCCGUACAGGUUUGGGUUGAGUCAUGGGCAUAUUGGAGGUGUGAAGACUGUUGGGCAUGGUGGUGCUUUGCGAGGGUAUCGGUUGGAGAGGAGACAUGUGCCGACGGAACGGUUGUCUGUUGUCGUUCUUUUGAAUAGUGAUGCCGAUUCCUCAGAACCCGGUGCUGAGAUCAUCAGAGAGGUUUUGGAUAUUCCCAAGCCGGCGCUGAGUGUUGUCAAGCCUGUUGACGAUUGGUUUGGUGCUUUCAUGGAUCAAGAUACACAGUUGGCGAUUGUUGUCUCGAAGGGUGCGCGCGAGGGUGAGGUUGCCAUAAGUUAUGCUGGCGAAGUUGAGAAUAUCACCUUGUCGGAGCCAAAUCAUGGGAAGAACGACGCCAUGGUUGCAACAAUUGAUGGCGACUCGUUGGAUAUUCAUCGCGUGGAAGACAAUCGGAGACUCCGCGCGCACCGCAUCGUCCCUGAUGAAUCCAUCCUGAAGAAGAUUCCGUUCCAGGGGGUCUACCAUUGCGCCGAGAUUGAGUCUACUUUCCAUUGUAUCGGCGAGGCGGGAACCUUCUACGGUGCCUUUGACGGGUAUCUGGGCCAGGGGCAUGCGACGCCCAUGAAAUACCUCGGGGGAGAUGUGUGGGUGUUGACAUGUCCGCGUGGGCUGGAUGCCCCAGCCCCAGGCGACUGGACUGUGAACUUCCACAGAGACGAGAACAAUGCUGUGAAUGGGCUCACGAUUGGCUGCUGGUUGGCCAGAGGCAUAGAGUAUAUUAAGAAGAUUUGA